Messenger RNA from Aspergillus lentulus, 3420 nucleotides. The record is from RefSeq and is a predicted model, not a curated record. Lineage: Eukaryota; Fungi; Ascomycota; Eurotiomycetes; Eurotiales; Aspergillaceae.
AUGGGGUUCCUCGGGGUAUACAAAGCGGUCUACGACUACCAGCCUCAAGGCGAAGGUGAACUCGAACUUCGCGAGGGUGAUUUGCUCUACAUUCUCGAGAAAAGCGUCGAAGACGAUUGGUGGAAAGCAAAGAAGAAGGCCGAACGGGAUGACGAGGAUGAACCGGAGGGUCUUGUACCGAAUAACUAUGUCGAGGAGGCUCCCGCGAUCAGCCAUGCAAAGGCACUGUACGACUAUACGCGCCAGACCGACGAAGAAGUCUCGUUCUCUGAGGACGCGGAACUGGUAGUGUACGAUACUUCCGAUCCAGAUUGGACGUUAGUUGGUGUCAAUGGGGAUUUCGGCUUCGCCCCUGCAAACUACAUCGAGAUUCAGGAGGGCGAUACUCCCGCUGCCCCGCCUUCUCUCCCGUCUCCUUCUCCUGCUCCUGUCGAGCCGUCGGCUCCGGCCCUUCCGCAACGGCCAGUCGAGGUACCGGCGGAGGUACCGGCGGAGGAACCGGUCGCGCCCGCAUCUACUAGCUCUCCGAUUGACACGAUACAGAACCCAGCGGCGGCAGCAAUAGCGAAUAUCAUUCAUAAACAGCAUGCUUCACCCGUGGAAUCCGAACCCUCCAGGGAUAUCCCGCCGCCGCAGCCCCAGCGACCGUCUUAUCAACCAGAAGAUAGCUAUCAGAGGGAACCCUCGCCGCCGCCUCCAGUGUUACCGCAGCGACCUCCGUCGCAACCGCUCUCUCCUCCAGUGGACCGGUACUCUCCGCCAGAGCCCUCUCCUCCUCCGCGCCCCCAGUAUGUCGCGGUGAGGGAGCAGGAUAGCCAGGGCCAUGUGCGGGAGUCUCCCCCAUAUAAUCGAAUCGGACAGUCGACACCUCGUUCCCCUUCCGGCUACCAUCUGUACAAUAUCAAUGAAAUGGUUGAAGUUAUGGGCAAGAGGAAGAAGAUGCCAACGACAUUGGGAAUCAACAUCGCGACUGGAACGAUCUUCAUCUCACCAGAAGGGGACGGCGACAUGCAAGAAUGGACUGCGGAUAGACUCACCCAUUACUCGAUUGAAGGCAAGCAUGUCUUCCUCGACCUGGUUCGGCCCAGCAAAAGCAUUGAUUUUCAUGCUGGGGCUAAGGACACCGCUCGAGAGAUUGUUUCCGCGCUCGGUGAGAUCUCUGGAGCCUACCGUGCCGAGGGCCUGAAGGAAGUGAUUGCGGCAGGUUCAGGAGGCGGUGGCAAGAAGAAGGGUCAAAUUUUGUAUGAUUUCAUGGCGCAAGGAGAUGACGAGGUCACUGUGGCUGCCGGCGAUGAGGUCGUCGUUCUGGACGACACCAAAUCUGAGGAAUGGUGGAUGGUGCGACGCAUGAAGAAUGGCAAAGAGGGUGUGGUACCAAGCAGCUACAUCGAGAUCACGGGCUUUGUUUCCAGUCAACCCACGGGCGUCGAAUCGGGCCUGUCAACGGUAGAAAGGAACCGGCUCGAAGAGACCCGCCUGGCCAAGGAAGCUAUGCGGAAAUCGAGGACUGACUCGAUAGAUUCGCGAACCUCUGAGCACAAAAAACGCGACAGCAAGAGCGCCACCAAACCGAAACCGGAUCCUGCCAAGACAAGGCAGUGGACAGAUCGUACCAAGUCUUUCACGGUUGAAGCGCAAUUCAUCGGCUUACAAGAUGGAAAGAUCCACCUCCAUAAGACCAACGGAGUCAAGAUUGCUGUCCCAAUCCCCAAGAUGUCUAUUGAGGAUCUUGAAUACGUGGAAAAACUUACGGGCGUGUCUUUGGACGAAGACAAGCCUCUGUCCGAUAUUCGCCGCCGAGCUCAGAAAUCCGAGCCAAAAUCCGAGGGCAGUCGUCCCGGUGCGUCAGUUGGGCCCGAGUAUGAUUGGUUUGAUUUCUUCCUAAAAGCGGGAGUUGGACCUCAUCAAUGCGAGCGGUAUGCUCAGAACUUUAUCAAGGACUCCAUGGAUGAAGCGAUUCUACCGGACAUUACCUCUGAGACCCUGCGUACCCUUGGAUUGAAGGAGGGUGAUAUCCUUCGGGUUAUGCGGCAUCUGGACAAUAUGUUCGGCAGAACUGGGUCCAAGUCCAAGCUGCGCAAUGUCAGCUUCGGUGGAGAAGAGGUCAUCAGCAAUGGGGAGGCUGGCUCUCCCGUCGGUCUUUUCUCCGGCCCAGGAGGUGUUCUACGCAACAACACCCGUAAGGGCAGGCCGGCACCCGCAGUCCAGACCGGUGAUGUGGUCGAUCCGAAGGCCUUCGAGCAGAAGGAGGAUGCACCCAACCCCCAGGAACGCACGGAAACUCCACCCGCUCCUGCUGCAGUUGAGAAACCGGUACAACGCGGCUUCGAUGACGAUGCUUGGGAGGUGAAGCAACCUAAACAGGCGGCAUCUUCGGCGCCACCUCCUUCAUCCCCACCUCCGGCCACAGCACCGCCCGCUACAACCCAAGCUCCAGUGCAAAAGCAACUUACUGGGGCAAUGGCUGACCUAUCUCUACUGCAAGCACCUCUCCAGCCAACUCCUGCACAGCCGGCGCCCACACCUACUUCUCAGACCUCUCAAGCUCCGUCAGCCCCCGCUACUAUCCAGCCACAGCCGACUGCAGUGCCUAUGCCCCAGAUGCAGCCGCAACAGACAGGUGCCACUCCUGGCUUUUUCAACCAAGUGGCACAAAUAGCACAGCAGCCCAUGCAGACGGGGCCCCAGACAUUCAGCCCCCAACAGACAGGCUUUCAGCAGGCAUCGAGGCAGCGCCCACAACCCCCUCAGAAUAUGGCUCAGAGCUCGCUCCUCCCGCCUCCUCCACAGAGGCCGCUUUCCGCGCCACAGAACUUCCCCCAGCAGCCAAAUACUUUUGGUCCACCUCCACUGCAACCACAACUGACCGGUCUUCCUCAACCCGGCCCACAGAUCGCCCCGCCUGGCCAGAGUCUGACCGAAUUGACCCAGCACCGCUUCAAUCCAUCGCUCCCACCGCAGCCGACUGGUUUCAUGCCGCAAGGUCAGUUUGCAAGUGGCUUGGUGCCACAAGCCACAGGGUUCCAGCCACAGUCACAAUUUGGCAUUCAGCAGCUACAGCAACAGCAGACUGGCUUCCAGGGCCUUGCACCGCAGCCGACAGGCUUCGGAGGCUUUCAACCCCAGCCACAGCGACCAAUGCCGACAGGCAUUAACUCGAUACUUCCUCCGGCUCUGCAACCCCAGCCGACCGGUAUGAACGGUGCGAGCAGUAUGCCUUAUACUGUAACCUCCCCGCCACCGGUACCCCCUAUUCCCCAACAGCCCACAGCCGCACCUUUGCAGCCACAGAAGACUGGACCACCUCCUCCCGUACGAUUUGGGGUCAAACAUGAUGCUCCCAAGAAGCUGACCCCCCAGCCAACAGGUCUGCGGGCUAACCUUGCACAAGCUACGCCCACAAAUCCAUUCGGCUUCUGA